AUGGCAGAUGACGAACAACGGGACUCUGUUCUUGAGUCUGCACAAACUCAGAGCUCAGUAGAGAAUACCCAAAACACGUCAGAACAACCUGGUUUGAUAGACCAUACCGAGGAUGUAGAUAUGGGAGGAAUUGAUGAUAACUUGGACAUGGACGUUGAACCUAAUCUACCUGAUGAUUUUGGUAACGAAUUCUCAGAAUCUUUGCCGCAAGACUUCCCUGAAGAGUUCGGCGAUGCACCAUUGGCCGAAAACCUCCCUGAAGGAAUAAACGAUAAGCUUUUAUCGAAUCUGGAUAAUGAGAACGGUGACGCGGACGAUGCAGAUCUAUUUGAGGAAGAACCCGAGGAACAAAACCCUGCUAAUGAAGCAUCCGAAUCUGAUUUGUUGAAAUCCCCAUCUAAAGAAGACGAUACUACCGCAGCAGGUAAUGAGGAACAAGAACAAGAACAAGAACAAGAACAGGACGAACAAAUGGAUAAAGAGAAUGACGAAAUCGCGUUGCCAGAAACUAAAAAGGAAAGCGAUUCGAACGGCGAGGGGAACAAUGACCCUGUUGGAAAUAUAGAAACUGAACAGAGCGAGGUAGAACCUGCACAGAACGAACUGGAAACUGCCAAUGACAAACAAGAGCCAGCACCAGAACCAGAAUCAUUUACUGAAAACCCCAAAUUACCAGACGUGAAGGACUUAGGGCAGCCCGAUUCUGGUAUAGAUGCUCCAGUACAUACUACAACAGAGACAACAGUUGAUGAAGAAAUUGAUAAAGAGCACAAUACUGAAGCAGAAGCAGAACCUGAAGUAGAUAGUAUUCUUGAACAAGAAUCGAGAUCAGCUUCUCCUGAAUCAAAUAUAACCGUAAAGCAAGAAAGUAAUACUGCUGAUCCAAAAUUAUUUGUACCGCAAUCCCAUGAAAUUGUAAUCCCUUCAUACUCGAAGUGGUUUAAUUUGACCAAAGUUCAUGAAAUCGAAGUGAAAUCUUUACCGGAAUUCUUCACUAAUAGAAUACCUUCAAAGACACCCCAGAUGUACGUCAAAUAUCGUAACUUCAUGGUAAACUCUUAUAGACUAAAUCCAAAUGAAUACUUCACAGUCACUGCAGCUAGAAGAAACCUUUGUGGAGACGCGGGCGCCCUCUUCAGACUACAUAAAUUCUUAACCAAAUGGGGAUUGAUCAACUAUCAAGUAAAUGCUACCAAGAAACCUAAAAUGGUUGAACCCCCAUUCACUGGUGAAUAUGAGACGAGAUACGAUGCUCCGCGUGGAUUAUUCCCAUUCCAAUCUUAUAAGCCGGCCCUACAACUUCCUGAUAUGACCCGCUUAAAAAAGAUAAUGACUCAGUUAGACACCAAACCCUCGGAACCAUCAUCUUUGAAAAGGACUAGUGAUGAAAUCUCCAGUGAGCACACUCAAGAUUUGUCAAACGGGGGAUCCAGUCACGUUAAUGGUAUCACUAACAAAACGGCUUCGGGUUCUGUGGGACCAGAGAACUACGGCCUGAAGGAUGAAAAGGAGUCUCCAGUGAAUGCCGACCUUGAGAGAAACGAUCGCAAACCCAAAAGACCAAAGAUUUCUCAACUGAUUGACAAAGAUUGGACCCAAGAAGAAAUCUAUAAACUUAUCGAACUUAUUAAAGAGCAUGGCACCGAUUGGUUUAACAUUGCCAAAACUCUAGGAACAAAGACUCCGGAGCAAUGUAUUUUAAGGUUUUUACAAUUGCCUAUUGAAGAUGCAUUUUUGAUGGAUGAAAAAGAUCUCGGACUCUUGAAGUUUGGUUCUCAUAUUCCUUUCAAUAAAUCUGACAACCCCGUAAUGAGUACGUUGGCAUUUUUAAUAGGGUUAGUCGAUCCUAACAUUGUUCAGCAUUUGACUAAAAGGGCCAUUUCUCUUCAUGACAUUAAUGUUAAUACGGGUGCUAACACGGAAGCAAAAGACGCAGAAGAAAGGCAGGAAGAACAAAAAGAAGAACAAACAGAGGAAUCAAAAGAAGAACAAAAAGAAGAAAUAAAAACUGACGCCAGGGAAAUUGAGCAUACAGAAACGGGAGCUGAAAAAUCUGAACCUGCAAAUUCAAAUGCCGCAGAUCACUCCACAGCAACUGAAGGAACUGCUCCAGCAGCAGAACAAGUAGCAAAUUCAGAUGUAACUGUUGACACUUCAAAUGAGAAAAAUGCAAAUACACCAGAGAAUGAAGAAAAAGAAGCAACAGAAGUAAGAGCUGAAAAAACAGGAGAAGAAGGGCUACAAAAAGCGGAAGAAAAGAAUAAAGAGGAAGGUAGUCAAGAAGAAGCGAUUCCAGUGGAAGAACCUCAUCAAGAAGAAUCUUUAGAGAAUGAAGCAUUAUCAAACAAGGAAACACCAUCGGAAAAACAAGAGCUGCCAGAAGAACAAGCAGUAACGGUCACAAAUGCUGAAUCUGAUGCUAGAAUAACAGUGAAGGACGGCACAGAAGUCGCUCUAGCUACCUUGGGGCUACGCUCUCAUGUAUUCGCUACCAACCAAGAAAAAUUGAUGAAUAGGACGACAAAUGAUUUAAUCAAUACUCAACUAACAAAAGUCGAUUUGAAGUUGAAGGCUCUUGAUACCAUGGAAAAAUCCUUGGAACUAGAGCGCAAGGCUGUGCAUAGGAAGCAAGAAGAUGUUUUCAUUCAAAGGCUAAGCUUCACCAAGUAUGCCAACUCUCUUAUGGGAAAAUUUGAAUCUUUACUGAAGCAAAUUCCGGAAUCUCCAGAAAUCAAACAGCAAUUACACGAAUUACGUACCAUAAUUGCUGAUCCACCAAAGACAAGUAUCACAUCCCAAUCGGGUAAUCUACAAGAUUCUGAUGAUCUAGACUCCGCCAACAAACCAAUAUCGAUUGAGUCACCGCAGUUAUAUCGUUAUUGGUCAGGUUAA
Messenger RNA from Kluyveromyces lactis, 2892 nucleotides. It is a transcript of the gene SWI3, whose product is annotated as Swi3p. The transcript has a single exon. Gene Ontology annotation, molecular function: histone binding; DNA binding. Gene Ontology annotation, biological process: positive regulation of DNA-templated transcription. Gene Ontology annotation, cellular component: SWI/SNF complex. NCBI's taxonomy places the organism in Eukaryota, Fungi, Ascomycota, Saccharomycetes, Saccharomycetales, Saccharomycetaceae. Bases 1 to 2892 code for a protein of 963 amino acids. The record is from RefSeq and is a predicted model, not a curated record.